Heterocephalus glaber (naked mole-rat) is the source of this 7688-nucleotide messenger RNA. It is a transcript of the gene Bmp2k, whose product is annotated as BMP2 inducible kinase. Gene Ontology annotation, molecular function: ATP binding; protein kinase activity. Gene Ontology annotation, biological process: protein phosphorylation. Lineage: Eukaryota; Metazoa; Chordata; Mammalia; Rodentia; Bathyergidae. The record is from RefSeq and is a predicted model, not a curated record.
CCUUGCGCGGCGGCCGCGGCACUCAGAGGCGCUCGCGCAGGCGGCGAAGGGCAAGGGCGGCCACGCCUCGCGGACGCCGAGCCGGGACGCGCGCUCCCCGCGUCCCCAGCUCGCCCGCGGGACCAUGAAGAAGUUCUCGCGGAUGCCCAAGUCCGAGGGCGGUGGCAGCGGCGCGGCGGGCGCUGGGGCCGGCGGGGCGGGGAUUGGCGGCGGCGGCGGCAGCUCGUCCUUCGGGGUCCGGGUGUUCGCGGUCGGCCGCUACCAGGUCACCCUGGAGGAGUCACUGGCAGAAGGUGGAUUCUCCACAGUUUUCCUCGUGAGAACUCAUGGUGGAAUCCGAUGUGCAUUGAAGCGAAUGUAUGUCAAUAACAUGCCAGACCUCAACAUUUGUAAAAGGGAAAUUACAAUUAUGAAAGAGCUAUCUGGUCACAAAAACAUCGUGGGUUAUUUAGACUGUGCUGUUAAUUCAAUUAGUGAUAAUGUAUGGGAAGUGCUUAUUUUAAUGGAAUAUUGUCGAGCUGGGCAGGUAGUGAAUCAGAUGAAUAAGAAGCUGCAGACAGGUUUUACAGAACCAGAAGUGCUACAAAUAUUCUGUGAUACCUGUGAAGCUGUUGCAAGGUUGCAUCAGUGUAAGACUCCAAUCAUUCACCGGGAUCUGAAGGUAGAAAAUAUUUUGUUAAAUGACAGUGGAAAUUAUGUACUUUGUGACUUUGGCAGUGCCACUAAUAAAUUUCUUAAUCCUCAAAAAGAUGGAGUUAAUGUAGUAGAAGAAGAAAUUAAAAAGUAUACAACUCUGUCAUACAGAGCUCCUGAAAUGAUCAACCUUUAUGGAGGGAAAGCCAUCACCACCAAAGCCGAUAUCUGGGCCCUAGGAUGUUUACUGUAUAAACUUUGUUUCUUCGCUCUUCCUUUUGGUGAGAGUCAAGUUGCUAUCUGUGAUGGCAGCUUCACUAUCCCGGACAAUUCUCGGUACUCCCAUAACAUACAUUGCCUAAUAAGAUUCAUGCUUGAACCAGACCCAGAGCAUAGACCUGAUAUAUUUCAAGUAUCCUAUUUUGCAUUUAAAUUUGCCAAAAGGGAUUGUCCAGUUUCCAACAUCAGUAAUUCUUUGAUUCCUUCAGCUCUGCCUGAACCAAUGACUGCUAGUGAAGCAGCUGCUAGGAAAAGCCAAAUGAAAGCCAGAAUAACAGAUACCAUUGGACCAACGGAAACCUCAAUUGCACCAAGACAAAGACCAAAGGCCAACUCUACUACUGGCACUCCUAGUAUGUUGACUAUUCAAAGUUCAGCAACACCUGUGAAAGUCCCUGAUCCUGGUGAAUUUGGUAACCACAGACCAAAAGGAGCCUUGAGACCUGGAAAUGGCCCUGAAAGUUUACUGGGCCAGGGGCCCCCGCCUCAGCAGCCGCUGCAGCAGCACAGAGUCCUCCAGCAACUCCAACAGGGAGACUGGAGAUUACAGCAGCUUCAUUCACAGCAUCACCAUCCUCACCAGCAGCAACAGCAGCACCAGUUACUUCAGGACGCUUACUUGCAGCAGUACCAGCAGGAAGUGCAGCAGCAACAGAUACUUCAGCAACAGUUUUUAAUGCAUUCAGUAUAUCAGCCGCAACUUCCUGCAUCACAGUAUCCUACAGUGAUGCAGCAGUAUCAGCAGGCUUUCUUGCAGCAGCAGAUGCUAGCUCAGCAUCAGCAGUCUCGACAACAGGCAUCACCUGAAUAUCUUACCUCCCCUCAAGAGUUCUCACCAGCCUUAGUUUCUUAUACUUCAUCACUUCCAGCUCAAGUUGGAACCAUAAUGGACUCCUCAUAUAAUGCCGAUAGGUCAGUGUCUGAGAAAGAAGCAGUUGCAAAUUUUACAAGUCAGAAGAACAUCAAUAACCCACCUGAUAUGUCAGGGUGGAAUCCUUUUGGAGAGGAUAAUUUCUCCAAGUUAACAGAAGAAGAAUUGUUGGACAGAGAAUUUGACCUUCUAAGAUCAAACAGGCUCGAGGAGAGAGCAUCCUCAGAUAAGAAUGUAGACCCACUUUCUGCUCCACAUACCCAUCUUCCAGAAGAUCUUUUUGGUUCUGUUCGUUUCAUUUGUCAUUCAGGUUCUUCUGAAAAGAAAGUUGAACAUUUAUCCACGAAUCAAGAAGAUAACAUUGCAUACCCUAUCAGGAAUGGUAAAGCAAGUCCAGUACCUAAAGAUCAGCGGACUGGAAAGAAAAUCUCAGAGAAUUCAUCAGUACAGGGUCAAGUGCAAAAGGGGAAUGAUGACUCUGAAAGUGAUUUUGAAUCAGACCCCCCUUCUCCAAAGAGCAGUGAAGAGGAAGAGCAAGAGGAUGAAGAAAUUCAGGGAGAACAAGGAGAUUUUAAUGAUGAUGAUACUGAACCGGAAAAUCUGGGUCACAGGCCUCUCCUCAUGGAUUCUGAAGAUGAAGAAGAAGAGGAGAAACAUAGCUCUGAUUCUGAGUAUGAGCAGGCUAAAACAAAGUACACUGACAUGAACCCUGUCUACAGAGAUAAACUUGGCAGUGGACCAACCCGAGACCCUAAUACAACAGCACUCCUCACUCCAACUCAUUUACCCACUGAUGCUGGGGUAGACACGCCCAAACAGGAGUUUGAUGUAUUUGGUGCUGUCCCCUUCUUUGCAGUUCACACUCAACAGUCCCAGCAAGGAGAGAAUGAAAAGAACCUCUGUCAACAGACAUUUCCUACCAUGGGACUAGAGCAAGAGGAGUUUGAUGUAUUCACAAAGGCACCCUUUAGCAAGAAGGUGAAUGUACAGGAUUGCCCUAUAGUGGGGCCUGAAGCACAUACUCUCCCUGGUUGUCCCAAAAGUGUAGAUAUAUUUGGCUUCACUCCCUUUCAGCCCUUUCCCACAUCUGCAAGUAAAAGUGAAAGCAAAGAGGACCUUUUUGGGCUUGUGCCCUUUGAGGAAAUAACUGGGAACCAGCAGCAAAAAGUCAAACAGCGCAGCUUACAGAAACUGUCCUCUCGCCAAAGGCGCACAAAGCAGGAUACGUCCAAAAAUAAUGGGAAGCGGCAUCAUGGCACGCCAACUAGCACAAAGAAGACUUUGAAGCCUACCUACCGCACUCCAGAGAGGGCUCGCAGGCACAAAAAAGUGGGCCGCCGAGACUCUCAAAGCAGCAAUGAAUUUUUAACCAUCUCAGACUCUAAGGAGAAUAUUAGUGUUGCACUAACUGAUGGGAAAGACAGAGGGAAUGUCCUGCAAUCUGAGGAGAGUCUGUUGGACCCCUUCGGUGCCAAGCCCUUCCAUCCUCCAGACCUGCCAUGGCACCAGUCACAUCAAGGCCUGAGUGACAUCUGUGCUGAUCACAAUACCGUCCUGCCUGGGCGGCCAAGACAGAACUCGCUACAUGGGUCAUUCCAUAGUGCAGAUGUGUUGAAAAUGGAUGACUUUGGUGCCGUGCCCUUUACAGAACUUGUGGUGCAAAGCAUCACGCCACAUCAGUCCCAACAGUCCCAACCAGUUGAAUUAGACCCAUUUGGUGCUGCUCCAUUUCCUUCUAAACAGUAGAAACAUCUGAUGGAUUUUUCACAUUAACUCCUGUUUCAAAAGAGUAUGAAUAGUUUUAUGAAUUUUAAAGAAAAUUUAUUUGUAUACUCUUUAUAUCAUUCAUUCUUACAAGUCCAGAUAGGUGAUUUUUUAAAAAACCAAAUAGAAAAGGGAAGUCUCCCUACAGGGUAGUAACUGGAUGCUUCUUCCAAGCAGGAGAAAAAGGAGCUGAAUUCUGAAUUGAAAGCUCCAAGGAUGGGUUUCUGCUGCUGACACUGGGACACAGAAAUGCAAAGGGACACUUGCAGUGAAAGCUCAAGGAGUCCAAAGGGACAGGAAAGCUGUAUCGUUUUUCUUGGUAUCAGAAUAUCACUUAUGUGCAUAUCCAGGCUCAUUCCAGAUCCAGCAUUUAAAACUAGGCUGAUUUGUACAUACAUAUGUUACAUUUGUGAGAUUUAGGGUCUCUUCUAAUUUUCACACAGUGAAAAGUAAUCUAACUUGUAAAGAACUAGGAAGAUACUAGUUGGACAUGAUAGAUGUCGAUUCAUACACCUUUCUCUAUAAAGCAGAGCCAGAAGUAACUAUUGUGCCUAAAACGCUGUUGCAUUUUAAAAACAAGUGCCAUUAAUAUGGAAUAUCUAAUGAUAAUUAUGUGAAAUAACAUAUAUGUUAAUUAGCUUAAUUUUGUCCUUCUGCAAUGUAUACAUAUUUUAAAAUAUGUUGUACAUGAUAUAUAGUUUUGUCAAUAAGAAAUUAACUUUUAAAAUAUGGAAUAUCUAAUAGCCUAGAACAAAAAUAUAAAGAGAAUUAUCUGGCAUUUGAAAAAUGUAAAAGAAAAAAGAUAUGUAAGAAUGGAAAAAUAGUCAAUGGUUUAGAAACAUUUUAUAUUAUUUUUAAGUGGCUUCUUGCCAAAACCUUUUAUUGUCAUGUCCCUAAUGAAGCAGAUUAUUGGGAAAAAAACCAAAAUAAAACCUAAGAGUGAGGAAAAAGGGUAUAUGGAAGUUUUCAGGAGAAAAUGGAGCUGAAACCCUGAAUUUUUAAAAUGUUUACAAUGUAAAAUCAUGUUGUUUUUAAUAAUGUACUUUAUUAAAUUACCACCUUCAUCAAAGGUUCCCCAAGUCAUGAGCAACAAUUAGCUUCCUUAGGUUUGGAGGGUGAAGUAGUUUUAAUAAAGUGCACAGAGCAGACCACCCACAAAGCCUUACAGGCAGGACUGCUUCCUGCUGUAAUACCUCUGCGCUGGCACCAGACCCGAAAAGGGAGUAAGGAAGGAGAGGGCGAGGGCCAGCGUCUUGAUUCUGCUAGCGGAUUGUCUUCAGUGAAAAGAACCCAGCUACUACAUGGCCUUUUUUUUUUUUUUAACACCUCAAAUCCUAAUUAGAAACUUGAGAUUUUAUAGAAAUUUAAUGAUAGUAAUUACAUACAUGGAUUAAUGUGAACACAGUAUCUAAGCUUCCUGUGUGUCUAUGUUAAAUUAUAAUUAACUGUCUUUUACUAUCAGCUUAACAUUUGGAAGUUUCUAGAACUGUUAAAGCUAUUUACAAAAAAGGGUGGAAACUUCAAUUCACACUCUCCUUGAUUGCUAUAUUUUAAAUUAAUAUUUGCACCCAAUUAAAGUAUUCUAUGAGUAAUCUUAGUAGAAUCUCUUAAUUGUAGUAUCCCAGUAGGAUAAGUUAUUUAUCUGUUUUUAGUUCUGAGCUUGGAAGGAGGCACAGUAUAUGUAACUAAACCACAUGUUCACUUUUGGUUGCUUUUUUUUCUUGCCUGCAUGCUAACUCAGAAAUUUGUGGGUAGGGAAGAAAUCUGUGAAUCACAAUGCAGCAGAGGGCGACCAAGCAGUACAUUACCACUCACAGUUGUGCUUUUAGAGCUGGUCUGUAGCAGUUGUCCUUGUGCCAAAGGCAAAUAUUACGUUUGCACCUUUUUUUCCUCCCUGAUUCUCAGGUUAAUACUGCUAAUGCAAAUGUUCAAGUAGAUAUUCUUUAAAAAUAGAUUCAAGUGACACUUUCUUUUACAAGUGAGUAAAUUCAUGAACUACAGCAGGUUUGUAUCAAACAAGUUUUUAAAAUGGAAACCUGUUGGUUAAUGUGUACACAAUAUGCUUCUUUGACUAUUAAGAUCCUUGGUCUCUGCUAGACCUCACAAGUUUGUCAUUUAGAAGGGUAGCAGAUGAACUAAUGUGGUCUCCUUCGGGUAUAAACCCAACAAAUACCUAGUUUUACUUGCUUUUCAGUACACUGAAUAAUUUUAAGUAACUCAGACACUGAUAAGUAUAGGACCCUUUGGCUUAUAGUGCUGGAUAAAUUCUGGGGAAACAACUCUGCCACAGUUUAAAAUAUUUACCUUCUUGUUUUUUAUAGUAUAUCCUGGUGAUUUUCCUCUUUUGAGAUUAUUGCUCAGAGGAAAGAUCUAGGAUUGUUCAAAUGGGAUAGAAAUGGUAAACUUCUUUUGUUCUGAGACAUUUCCCCAAAAAGUGGAGAUUUAUACUUUUCAUUUUCACUUACCACCUCCCCCACCAUGGUCAAAGUAUCACAGCUGAUGGCCUAGGUAAUUUCCUUAGGAGAAGUAAGCUCCCUAGACAUGUGACAGCAUUUAACAUAGUACCUGGCACACUGCACUGAGCAAAAUUUUGGCUCUAUUAUGAGACUGCUUUUUCCUAUUUGGGUGUGCCCUGUGCCUAAUGAUGCAUACUAGUCCUAACUCUAAACCUGCUAUACUUGAACAUCACUAAGGGAAGUAACAAGAAGCUAACAAUCUGAGGCCAAAGUUGUUUCCUAACAGCUUUAAUAGCUUGAUUUUGAAUCAUCUUUUAAAAAGUGGACCAUUUGCUUAACUAUUCUAAUAUCACCUCAAUAAAAUGUUAGUAUUAAAAAGAUCAGUGUUGUGCAUUGAGGACAUUAUGCAUUAAGACACAAAAAUUGUUGGUGUAUAUCAUAGGUGGAGGAAAGGUUGCAGGUUGGAUGAAAAUGUAACUGAUUAGCGUAUUUAUUCAGAAUUGCAACCCCAUCCCUGGUUAUGUGUCUGUGGGGCAUAGUUAUGACAUCAUCUGGACUUGCAGAUAAAUGUAUCUUUGGAUACAACCCUGUGUAUCAUCUGUUAGCAGUUGACAGACUGUUCUCGUGCUGGUGGAAGAGACUAAGGUGGAGCCCACUCUUCUAUGCUGGUGUUAUCAGGCACUGCAAUUCUCUUACUAUGCUAGUCUGCUGGUUUUUUGUUUUUAGGUUUUGGUACUUCACAUAAGCAAUGUUAGAAGGUACAAGUGUAUUAAUAUCACUAGUUCCUAAGAGUUUGGGUACAUUUAUCUUAAUAUAUGUAGAAUGUAACUUUUUUUCCUUUUGGCAAAACUACUCUUACCCUUUUAGGUCCAACUAUUGACAGUCUACUGUGAGAAUGAGAUGACAUAUCUACUGUGAGAAUAACAUAAAUGAUAGUUUAUUUGAAAACUUUUAUACUCAGUGGUGUUUUAUAUAUUAAGAUUAAAAAUAUAUAUACACACACGCACAUCACAUCGCUCUACUGUGGAGUUAAUGUGAAUUUUAAGAAAAUGGAAUUGCAACUACAAUCGUAUCUAAAAGAACAUUCACUCAUAGGGUUUACAAAAGCCACUAAAAGAAGAAAGUAGAUGGUGGAAAAAUGCAGUCAUCAUUUUGGUGUUAUUUUUGUUUUAAAAUUUUUAGUGCUACUUUUGAAAGAGAAUUGUUUUACUGUUCUCUUUUUGUGAUUGAAAAGUCAUCUAAUAGUAAGCAAUAUAGAAGCUACUUUUUAAUUGCUGGCAAACAGCUUUAAGUGCACUUUCUUUGAUUAUACUUCCAUUUUUUUGUUAAACUUGAAUUUCUGAAGCCUUUUAUGUACCACUAAGCAAAUAAUUUUACUUUUAAAUCAGAUUUACAUUUUUAUUAUAUUUCUAAUUGUUGUAAAAUGUACUUUCUAAAGUAUCUUCAGUCUUAAAAUAUAGCUGGGAAACUGUUAUGAGAUAGAAGCAGUUGCUUUUCCCCAAAUCUAAUUAAGCACUAAUUUUAUUACUUUGUCUUUACAUUGCUUAUUCUUCAAUUCUGUCCCUGAUUCACUUUGUUUUGUUUGAAAUUUAAAGUUAUUUUCUUACGGUAUUUAUCAUACUUGUUUUAAUAAUCUGCUUUCUUUAAAUGCAAUAAAUCCCCAAUGGAUUGCCUAUUCUUUAUAA